AUGUCUGUCGAAGACAUCAGAAGCCAAUUCUCAUGCUCAAUAUGUCUGGACACAUUUAAAGACCCAGUCACCACAGAAUGUGAGCAUGACUUUUGCAGACCGUGUAUAACAGAGUAUUGGGAUCGAGAGGAAACGUCCAUCUGUCCCCUUUGUCGACAGUAUUCCUCAGGCAUCUUGAGAACUAAUCGGACACUGGCCUGCGUUGUUGAGAUUCUUCAAUCAAAGAAAGACAACAGUUCAGAAGAAGCAGAUGCAUGUGGUGAAAACAAUUUUGGAUUCCUGCUUCUUGUCAUCCUCAUUUCUGUAAUUGUACUUCUGUGGUCAGUGAGCCCAGAUGCUUCUUCACUUGGAUUUUACCCUAAGGAUUACGACAUGUGUCCUCAGCACAAGGAGAAGCUGAAGCUCUUCUGUGAGGAUGACCAGGAGUUACUUUGUCUUAUCUGCAGGGAUUCAAAUAAGCACGUAAACCAUCAGGUUUUCCCCAUCAGUGAAGCUGCUCGAAUCUACAAGGAUGAUGUGACAAUGACGGAGCAACACAUUAGGAAGGUGUUUGUGCGUCUUCACGAGUUCCUGAGGAUGGAAGAGGAAAGCAUUAUGCGGGAACUGCACAAUGAAGCUUGGCAGCGCUUCACUGUGCUGCAAGAAAUAAUCAUACAGCUGGACUUUGAAUCUACUGCAUUAUCAGAUAUCAUUCGAGUAGUCAGUGAGGAGCUGAUGCAAGAAGAUGCCAUACUAUUCCUAAUGAACAUGAAACCAUUACAAGAAAGAGUUAAAAUGGCAAUUUCUAAUCCCCAAAAAGUGUCUGUGAUGUUGGACAGUGCCAAGUACAAAUUCCUAUUGAUGUACAGUUCCUGGAAAAAAAUGGUCCAUGAAAUCGGCUUUAAUCCCGUCGAUUUCCCUCUUUUCAUUGUGAACGCUGUUCUCCAUUCUUUGGCAGUGCCACUGAGUCUGGAUCCUGAGACUGCACACCGGGACCUUCUCAUCUUCAACAACAUGACCAAUGUCAUCUUCAGCCAAAGUUCGACGAAGCCUCCCGACACCAGCUCGCGAUUCGUCAUCCACCCCUUUGUCCUGGCCCAGCAAGGCUUGUCAUCGGGAGUACACUACUGGGAGGUCUAUGUGGGAUGCAAGACUGGCUGGAUCAUAGGGGUGACUAAAGAGUCUGUGGAACGCAAGUCACCAAUCUCGCUGACACCUCAAGAUGGCUUGUGGACUUUGGAGAGAAGAAACAGGCACUACCUGGCAAAUGAUGAGCCCCGGGUGGUCAUCUUUUCAGGGUUUCGGGCGCAAAUAAUUGGAGUUUAUCUUGAUUACGACAGAGGGCAUGUGGCCUUUUACAAUGCUGACUACAUGAACCGAAUAUACACCUUCAGAGGCACGUUCACAGAGACAAUGUACCCCUUGUUUAGCCCAGGUUUUAAUUUCACGCCACUGAGAAUAAUCCAUAUAAAUCCUUUAAAAGGUAGUGUUGUGAAGUAAAUGCAAUAACAUUUGAAGCUGCCGGUGAACCUAUUGCAGAUAUAACUUGUGCCUACCUAAAAACAGCUGGCUCAUAGCAGCAUCCAACUCAACUGCAAAUACAUUCAAAUUUCUCUUAAAUCUGUUAGAAACUAUUUAGUUUUAUCUCUCCCUUUCUAUCUUUGCAUCC
Amblyraja radiata (thorny skate) is the source of this 1648-nucleotide messenger RNA. Its product is annotated as nuclear factor 7, brain-like. Lineage: Eukaryota; Metazoa; Chordata; Chondrichthyes; Rajiformes; Rajidae. The transcript is spliced from 5 exons. Gene Ontology annotation, molecular function: zinc ion binding; protein binding. The record is from RefSeq and is a predicted model, not a curated record. The coding region runs from base 1 to 1479 and encodes 492 amino acids.